This is a messenger RNA of Ctenocephalides felis (cat flea), 3242 nucleotides long. RefSeq names its product transcription initiation factor TFIID subunit 3-like. Gene Ontology annotation, molecular function: protein heterodimerization activity. Gene Ontology annotation, cellular component: transcription factor TFIID complex. The transcript has 9 exons. Lineage: Eukaryota; Metazoa; Arthropoda; Insecta; Siphonaptera; Pulicidae. The record is from RefSeq and is a predicted model, not a curated record. The coding region runs from base 168 to 3047 and encodes 959 amino acids.
GUUGACAUAUAUAUUUUAGUUAUGCAUAAACAUUCUAGAAUUAAGUAGAAAUAAAUCGUCGCCUGUAAAUAAACAUUUUUUGACUGCCAUGUGUUUAUAAACAUAGUAAAUUUCGCUGAACUUGUUUUGAUUGUUAUACGAUAAACGUAAUUGCGGCAAGCGUUAUCAUGAUGAAUGUUUACACUCAACAUAUUCUCCAAACAGUUGUAGCGCAAAUAUGCGAUACUGUGGGAUGGCACAGUAUUCAAUCAACACCUCUAGAAUUAUUAAUGGAUCUUUUACACAGACACCUCACAAUGACGGCGACUUCUAUGAAAGAAUAUGCUGAAUUAUUUGGAAGAACAGAACCAAAUCUUAAUGAUUUAGCACUUGUUUUCAAAGAUAAAAAAAUAUCCAUUGGUGAUUUAGAAGAAUAUGUCCAAUAUGUAGAACCGGUACCAUUUAUAAAGCCAGUUCCACAGUAUCCAAUCCCUAGAGAAAGUCACCUAAAUUUUUUAAAACCUGGUAGCAGGGAGGUUUUGACCAGACCUGUUCACAUUCAUGAAUACUUGCCACCUAUGUAUCCAGAACAAGAAGAAGAAGAAGAAACAACUGCUGCGUCAAAUGCGGAUACCGAUAAAAAUGUAGCUAUGACUGAAAAUCCAAAUGGUAACCAGCAACAAGAUGGUGUGUUCAAGAGGCCGAAUGAACCCCCUACUGAGACGCCCAUGAAACGGCCCAGCCCAAGAAUCAAGGAGGAAGAAUGUAGUGCUAGACCAACAAGAGAAAUCAGCAGCGUCAUGAUGACUACGUCCGGUUUCAUUUCGCCUGCUAGAGAAGGCAAGCUUCCUGAGGCGCGGCCACCAAUCCUUAUACCAGAAUCAAAUAAUUCUUCAGCGGCUACUGCCGAUUGCGCUGCUCCUGAGCAAGUUUUAGUUAAAGAUGAACACAAGAAAGUGAAGAAAUUGAAAGGACAGCAUAGCUUCAAAGCUAAGGAUAAAACUAAAAAGAAAACCAAAGAUGCAAUGUUAAAUGCAAUUGCAAUUGCUGAGAGUGCUAAUAUUAAACCAAUUGAUAUGUCACCUUCAACAAGUGAGAAGCGCAAGAAGGUUGUUAGUAUGAAAGAAGUGUUGAAGAACAAAGCUUUAAAAACCGGUGUUGUUAAGACUGAUAAUGUUCCAGUUCAGGAGCAGUAUAUAGAUGUAGAAGAAGAUGAUGAAAAACCAAUUGAUUUCACAAUGGAGAAUUUGCAAAAGAUUUUGCCAAAAGCUAUGAACCAAACACAAACUUAUUCUCCACCAGUAACUACUUCAUUUAUGCACAAUUCACAAGUGACAAUCGAACCUGUCAACUCCGUUGAAGAUAAAGUUGAGAAAUUGCCAACUGCCACUACAUCUGGCAAUGAUAAACAAAAAUUGAGUGUGUUCAAAAAACAAAAGAAGAGCAUAAAAGAAGAGAAAUCUCAUGAUUACGUUAUAAAUCACGAUAUAAAGAAAUUUGAAGCAAGUUCUAAAGUAAUGGAUGUAGUUGAACAACCCAUCUUGUCUUCGACAUUUCAGGAUUCAAGAAAUUACAUGGAGGUGGAUCAAAAACCCGUGUUUGUUAAAUCAGAAAUUCCAUUUGAAGAGUCUCCUCGUCCAGGCACUUCAUCAUCAUCGCAUGCCGAAUUAAAUAAUUUCAGUGCAUCAUCACCGCUAAUUAAGUUAGAGAAAGAAAAAGAUAAAAAGAAAGCUAAGAAGGAUAAAGUUAAAACAAAGAAAUUAAAGAAAAUGAUCAAAACUGAAAAUAAUCCAAUAGAAGAUGAAUCUGAAGAUUCAGAUUAUGCUGAUGAGGUUCAAGAAUCGUCAUCUUCUUUUUGCCCUCCUGGUCUAAAUCCUUAUUUAGGAGUGCCUUAUUCGCCUUUUGCUAAUUCACCUAGUCUCAUUCCAAAUCCAAGUCUGUUCACGCAGUUACUUACAUCGUCGCCAGUAAAUAAGGUGUUUCCUAGAUUUCCAUUUCCUGUACAUUCUGGCUUUCCGGCAUUUGGCCAGCCGCCACACAUGUCAUCAAUUACUCCCAUGCCGCCAAUGGGGAUGUUUUUAAAUCAAGGACAAAAUGAACCUGAGGUAGAGGAAAAGGAAUCUGAACAGCCAAUUAAGGAAGAAGCUCCUGUGAUAGUGCCUGUCUGUAACGUUCCACCGCUAGUUCUUCCGACAGAUGAAGAGUUUCUAACGUCAUCCCAAUCUAAUGUAAUCGAAGCAGUUAAAGAGGAAGUACCAGUAGAAGAGAAAAAGAAAGAUAAGGAACAUAAGAAGGAGAAAAAAGAUAAAGAGGAGAGAUCCAAGAAAAAGAAAGAUAAGAAAGACAAAGUGAAAAAUAAGGAUAAGGAGAAGAAGCGAGAGAAGGAUAAGGAAAAGAGUGAGAAAAAGAAGGAGAAAAAAGAAAAGAAGAGAGAGGAGAGAGAUACAGCAGACGGAGGAAUUCCUAAGUUGACGCUUAAAUUUGGACCAAUGGAUCCAUCAUCGCCUCGCCCACAGACACCAGAUUCGACCGGAUCUCGCAAGAUAACUAUUAAGCCUCUUGCUCCAAGGGCUGAAGUUGAAAAGGCCGCAACUCCUGAACGGCCGGUACGAGAGCCUUCUCCGGAACUUGCAAAAAUAUCGGCGCUGUACACUCGUCCUCCGAAACCAAAAAUACCAAAGUUGAACAACUCUGUUGAUACGUCCGUUCAGGAUCCAAAUCAACCAGUCGCUAGUACUUCUAGCGCCUCGCGUGAAUCUAGAAGCAGCCGCAAGUCUGCAAUUGUGGAAAUUCCUCCUCUGCCACCACCACCAGCAACUAAAUCCGUGGAUCAGAAUGGUGAUGAAGUUUGGAUCUGCCCUGCUUGUGGACGUCAGGAUGAUGGCAGUCCAAUGAUAGGUUGUGAUGAUUGUGAUGCUUGGUACCAUUGGGUUUGUGUUGGCAUUCAGAUUCCUCCAGACACAAACGAAGAUUGGUACUGUAGCCACUGUAUUCAACGCAAGCAGCAGCAGGCAAUGUUGGAUAAUGACAAGAAACGCAAGCGUAAGAAGAGCAAAAAAGGUCAUUAAAGAUACAUACAUGUUUAUCUUUGCAGCUUACAUAUAUACUUCUUUUAUUUUAUUGCUACAGACAUAUAUUGUUUCAUGUACAUAGUAUAUCAAGCAAUCUACUUAUAUAUUACUUGAUGUACUAGUACUUACCAUUGUAUAGAGUUAUAUAUACUUAUAUCUUCAUUGUUGUGUAUAGUAUUCUUGUUAUAUCUC